This is a messenger RNA of Aaosphaeria arxii CBS 175.79, 2838 nucleotides long. Its product is annotated as glycoside hydrolase family 16 protein. The record is from RefSeq and is a predicted model, not a curated record. The coding region runs from base 1 to 2838 and encodes 945 amino acids. Gene Ontology annotation, biological process: glucan catabolic process. The transcript has 4 exons. Gene Ontology annotation, molecular function: hydrolase activity, hydrolyzing O-glycosyl compounds. Lineage: Eukaryota; Fungi; Ascomycota; Dothideomycetes; Pleosporales.
AUGCCGUCCUCAUCAUUCUUUCUGGGUGUCGGCGCUGUCCUGUCCGCUCUUUCAGCUACCACUGUAGCUACCAAAUAUGACCUUGAGGACAGUUAUCAGGGAUCUAAUUUCCUCGAUGGCUUCAACUUUUUCAAUGAAAAGGAUCCGACUAAUGGCUUCGUGAAAUAUCUUGACCGAGAUUCUGCCCGCAACACACAACUCACAAGGAUCGUCGGCGCUGAUAACUACCUUGGUGUUGACUUCACAACGCCACUGAACUACCGCGGUCCAAACGGACGCAACAGUGUGCGUAUUGAGACGAAGAAGAACUACAGCAAGGGUUUGUUUGUUGUUGAUAUUAAGCACAUGCCCGGUGGCAUCUGUGGUACCUGGCCAGCAUUCUGGUCCUUGGGAUCUGGUGAAUGGCCCAAGAACGGAGAGAUUGAUAUCAUCGAGGGCGUCAACAACAACAACGUCAACAAGAUGGUGUUGCACACUGACACCAACUGCAAGACCAAUGGACAGGGCCAAACUGGUGUACAGCAACUGUACGACUGUGCUCUUGACACCAACGGACCGUCCGGCUGUGACGUCAAUGAUGUUCAGACAAACACCUAUGGAACCGGAUUCAACGCGAACGGAGGUGGUGUCUACGCCAUGGAAUGGACCGGCGAGUUCAUCAAGAUGUGGUUCUUCCCCCGUAGCCGCAUCCCUGCCAGCAUCACUGCGGAGAAGCCGGACACUGCUGAAUUCGGCACCCCCAACGCCAAUUUCCAGGGUGCUUGCGAUAUCGAGAAGAAGUUCCAGGAGCACCGCUUCAUCUUCGACACAACCUUCUGCGGUGACUGGGCCGGCAACGUCUAUGGCGAUUCUGGUUGCCCAAGAUACUCAGGUCUCAGCUCAAUGGACUCGUGCAUGAAGUUCGUUGCUGAAAACCCUGCUGCUUUCCGACAAGCAUACUGGUUGAUCAGCUCUUUCAAGACCUAUAAGACACCUGUGAUCGCGUCGAGCUCCUCUUCCGUCAUCAGCAGCUCAACUGUGGUUUCAAGCUCCUCCUCUUCUUCGGUUGUAGUCUCGAGCACAUCUGCCUCGUCCUCAAGCAGCUCGACCCCAGUCUCUAGCUCCUCCUCUUCGGUUGUCAGCAGCUCUAGCUCCUCGUCGUCUUCCGUUAUAGUCUCGACAACGUCAUCUUCUUCGUCGUCAGUCAUCACCUCGUCUUCUUCGUCUUCGGUCGUCAGCUCGUCGGCUUCGUCUUCGGUCAUCAGCUCGUCGGCUUCGUCUUCGGUCAUCAGCUCGUCGGCUUCGUCUUCGGUCAUCAGCUCGUCGGCUUCGUCUUCGGUCAUCAGCUCGUCGUCUUCGUCUUCGGUCGUCAGCUCCUCGUCUUCUUCCGACUCAAGCAGCUCUAUCUACCCUACCUCGACCGUCGUCACCGAUACGAGCAGCUCUGUGUAUCCUACCUCUACCAUCGUGACCGACACGAGCAGCUCUGUCUACCCUACCUCCAGCGUUGUGACCGAUAUUAGCAGCUCUGUCUACCCAACUUCCAGCGUCGUGACCGACACAAGCAGUUCCGUUUACCCAACUUUGUCAUCUUCUUCCAGCAACGCAUACCCAACUGGAAGCUCCAGCUCAUCCAGCUACGGCUAUGACAUUUCCACAUCGACUGAUAUCUACGGAUCCUAUCCUUCUUCCAGCUUGAGCUAUGGAUCUUAUCCAUCCUCUUCUAGCGUCCACCCCGAGGAUUAUCCUUCAUCUAGCUCGAGCUAUGGAGUUUACCCUUCGUCAUCAUCCAGCGUGCACUACGGAGGUUACCCUGUGUCGUCGUCUAGCGUGCACUACGGAGAGUACCCUUCAUCGUCCAGCGUACACUACGGAGAGUACCCCUCUUCCAGCGUACAUUACGGACAGUACCCUUCAUCGUCCAGCACCGGAUACGGAGUUUACCCUGCGUCUUCAUCCAGCGUGAAGUACGGUGCCUACCCUGUCUCGUCGAAGCCUCAACAGGGCACCUACCCAUCGUCCAGCGUGCACUACCCAGGAUACCCCGUCUCUUCCAAGCCGGUGGCAGACCACGAUGCCUACCCCACCCCGAAGCCUGCGUACCCGCAAUCCUCGAAGCCAGCCUCGUACGUCACCACGACCUACACGACCGAGUACGUCGAUGUCUGCCCAACCGGCUACACGACCAUUAAGACCACCCACACCGUGACCUACGAGUCCUACCCCACCACCUCCGUCCCACGCAAGCCAAGCAAGGAGACCACCGAGCCCUGCCCCCCAGGCUUCACCGUGACUGAGAAGUACUGCGGCUACGGCUGCGGCGACAAGCCCACGACCGUGAAGGUCACCGUCCCAGUGACCCAGACUCGCACCGUGUACGAGGAGGUCUCGACCUCCGUCAUCGCAUACGGCACGCCCAAGGUCUACCCUCCCGGCUACAACAACCACGAGCAGAAGCCCUCCACCUCCACCAUCAUCGCCACCAAGAUCCUCACCAUCUCGUACGUCACGGUCCCCGCGUCCGAGAAGCACGCCUCCUACCCAUCUUCCGCCGCUCCUCAGCCCGUCUACCCUUAUCACUCCGUGCCUGAGGCCGAGAAGCCCGUCUCCAGCGGAGUCAAGCCCGUGUACAGCAAGCCUGUCCACACUCCCGAGGUCGUGGUCCCCGUUGUGCACACCCCUACCCCUGGAAACUACUACGGCGCCAAUGUUACCAUCUCGUAUGGUACUGGCACUGGAAAGCCGGUGGCAACCAAGACGGGAUACUUGACUCCCGAGUUCACGGGUGCGGCGUCGAGCCUCAAGGCUAGCGGUGUCGCUGUCGGUGCUCUGGCUGUCAUGUUUGCGAUGUUGAUGUAA